Daphnia pulicaria is the source of this 645-nucleotide messenger RNA. Its product is annotated as patched domain-containing protein 3-like. The transcript is spliced from 3 exons. Bases 58 to 645 code for a protein of 195 amino acids. NCBI's taxonomy places the organism in Eukaryota, Metazoa, Arthropoda, Branchiopoda, Diplostraca, Daphniidae. The record is from RefSeq and is a predicted model, not a curated record. Gene Ontology annotation, cellular component: membrane.
UACGGACCCAUUCAUCCGAUUAUUCCGUUUUUGCUCCUCGGAAUUGGAGUUGACGACAUGUUCGUCAUCAUCCAGGCGCUAGAUAAUUUAUCGGUGGAAGAGAAGCAAUUGCCGAUUCCGGAACGGAUGGCUCGAGCCAUGAAACACGCCGGAGUGUCAAUCACGGUCACGUCCGUCACUGACAUCGCCGCAUUCGCCAUUGGAGCUACGACCAGCAUGCCGGCCCUGCGAUCCUUUUGCAUCAACGCCAUGUCGGGCAUUUUGAUGCUCUUCGUCCUGGAAGUGACUUUCUUCGUCGCGCUGACUGUGCUGGACGAGCGCCGCAAAGAGCGCUACCGGAUCGGCUGCUGCUUCCAGCCCAAAACGGAAAACUGGCAGCCGGCCCCGUGCUCCCAGCGCGAUUUGCUCAAACUCUUUUUCGAGCGCUUCUACGGUCCGUUUCUGCUGCGGACGCCCGUCAAGGUCUUCGUGAUGAUCAUGACAGCGGUCCUGGUCUCCGUCAACAUUUGGGGCAUCUUCCAGCUGGAGCAAAACUUUGACCCCAAUUGGUACCUGAACGAACACUCUUACCCGUCGGAAUACUUCAAUGCCAUGAGGCUCUACUUUCCCGAAAGCGGUGAACGGGCCUCCGUCUACACCGAUUAA